UUCCGUUCAGCUCAAGCUUUUAAUGGACACUUUGUGGGAGGUUCCUGUCUCUGGCUCAGGAAAUGGGAUCUAUGGAUGAGGAAUUUCAACUUCUGCCAACUCCACAACAAAACGGAGUGAAUCUGACAUGUAAGACAUCGAAAUCCUUCUCUGAAAUAUGGCUCAACAGCCCCACCGAUGGUGUGAGAGCAGAGCGUAAAUUUUCUAGUUCUGAAAACGCAGCCGGAGACAGGGAGUUUGCUCAACAGGUUUCGACAGAGGAGAAAGGUCCGUGUGAAACAGCUUUGACUCCCAAAGGACUCUGGUCAGACUCCGAGUCUGUAAAUACCACCUCGCUUCCUGGGUCUGGUCACAUCACAACAACUGCAGCAACCGUAACAACAUCGACUCCGCCUCUGCUGCCUUCGCCCUCAUUGUCCAAAGUUGACGAGGUUCUCUGCGACUCUUCUGGGUCUUACCACACAGCCGUGUGCUCCGUAACCCUGGACAACCUCAGUGACAGCAGCGGGCCGUUCGAGGGCAUCGAGGACCUCCCAACUGACUCAGCCGCUGAAAGUGACCGGGCGGUUGGUCUGUCCGAUAUCAACCCAGGGAGCGAGCGAGGACCUUUGAACAUUCCUGAACUCGGGGGCUCCUUCCCCCAAUGUCCACCGGGACCUCAGUGUGGCCUUCCUGAAGGAGAUGGGGAAGGAUUUGAUGACACUUGGGAGAGGAAGUUGUGUGGAGGUGCUGGUGAGUGGAAGCCCUGCGGGUGGAACCGAGAGAUGGAAUCCUGUAACUCGGAUGGUGGGAAUGAACUCAGACUUGAUUCUGGACGUGAAGAGGAAAGAGGAACAGCUGAUGGGAACCAUUCCUCGGGGUGUGAGGCUGCCCCUGGAUGGCUGGAAGGAGGUGACAUUGGCUUUGUUGAUGUGGCUUCCGACAGCUGUUCGCUAUCAGUGAGUAGCAACUCAUCAGGCCUGGCAGCCAUUAACGGCACCUCCACUAAACAUGAUCCACGGGUGGGAAAUAGAAGAGGCAAAGAGAGCCGAGACCAACAGGUUCAGCUGCCCAUCAGCCCCGGAAAUAGCCAGACUGGGAAGGGCUGCGGGGGAGCAGGAGAUCAGAGCCUGGAGAGGAACCCGCUGGAACAGGCAGACUUCCACCCACACCCAGGACCACAGACGCCCCAGGAAAUGUCUCGAGGGGACUUGGCUUCUGAGGAUCGUCGGAAGAGCUAUCAUCGCACUCGGUGUGAGAGGGCUCCCCCCUAUUGUGUGAGUGAAACGUCCAGCGUGGAUGAGACUGAUAGAGAGGUUCGGAGAUUAACAUCGCUGGCCUUUCGAAGUUUGUCCUGCCCGGGCAAUGGGUACUUUGACAUUUCCGACUGUAGAUCAUCUGCGGGUUUGUCACCGUCCUUGUCGGAGGAAGGAAACAACGACACCGAUAUGUGGUCAACCUACCGCGAAUCAGGGCAUUGCCCCAUUGACUCAGAGAAUGCCGGGUGGAGCUACAGCCCCAGUGACACUGCAAGGUUCACUUCAAGCCCUGAGUCAGGGGAACGCAACAAGGACAUGUCAGAUGAUGCGUUCGAUAGGACGCAGUUUGAGUGUGUGGAUGUGAUGAUGGAAAGCCAGGAGGGAAAGGGAGGGAAAACAGCGAGCAGGACUGUCCCCAAGCGCCAGAUUCAACUCAAAAAACGUGAGAGGAACAAACUGGAGGUCUUUCCCCCGAGAGGUGACGCAGACUGUCCUGCUGAUCUGGGAGUUCGGCCAGAGCACGCCAAUGAGGAAAUGGUGGGACGUUCUGGAAACGUCCGCGACAGCAGCACGGCUACAGAGAGCGCGAGGGGAGGCGCAGCGCGAGGGAAAGAGGAAAAUAAUAACCAUAAACGGCUGCCCAGAGCUUCGUGCACAGGAGAUUCGGUGACGAGGAGCAAGCAAGCUUCCUGCCUCAUCACAAACGUCAUAUUGAAGAAAAUGCAGUUCGAACGAGGUCUGAAGAUGAAACCGGGGGCAGGCAGGGAUUCUAUCUUUGCAAACGUGAAGGACUCUGAGUUUUGUGACGACGCAUCGAAGCGGGUUCAGCGUCAAGAUUCUAGUUCACGAUCUGAGACCCGUGUCGUUGCGGAAAACCUCCCAGAUAACCACGGAAACAAAAGCCCGGACGUCAAGGGAAUUCCAACGACAAAAGACGUACGUUCAAUGCGUGAGGCCAAUCCGUUUUCAGACGAGCAGUCGGGCGAUGAUAUCUGUCGCGAGAAAGGCGAGCUCAGGAACUGGAAGGAAAGUAGCCAAGAUGGGCAGAAUGAUAGAACGUCAGGUAGAGAUCCGGAUCCGACCCGGCAGAGACUGUGUCCAGCGUUGAUUCCCUCCGGAAGUGUUCCCGCAGAGCAAGAGGAAGAUAAUGACAAACUACCGGCCUCACAGGGCAAACGAGUGGAUUGCUUUGCACAGCGCGCCAACCGAACAUUGGAAACAAGUCAGUCAAUACAAAGCAAAAAGUUGUUGUGUUACCAGAAAACCAGCCGUGUUCUGCUAAGUAAGAGGAAAGUUUCCGAUAUUACGUUUACAUCGAAAUCACCAGGGAUAAUCCUGGCUCCUCAGUUAGUGAAUGAGAAACAAACCGAUGGUAAAAGUUUGGGAUCCAUUUCCAAGGCUCAGACACUUCCCACUUUGUGGAGGACAGGAGCCGAAGAGAAACAAGAUAAAUUGCCGCAGUCUGACACAGGUGAGAGGUUUUCCGCAGAAGGUAAAACGAAAGGCCCUAUUAUACAUCAUGUCAGAGACGUGCAGAAGCUUGUUAGAGACCAGCGUGAUGUUUUAACCUUCACCACUCACGAAAGUGAGCUCAGUGAACCCAAAAGUGUUUCUCUCGCUCCGAGUUUGAACCAUUCGAGUCACUCAAACCAGAGUGAGCCUGCAGUGAGGAGCAGAGCUCUGCCACCAAUUGUUAUUGAGUGUAGGUCAAUCAGCAGGAAGACCAACAAGGACAAUGACACAUGCUUGUCGGUCGCUGAGAAAUAUUGGGCGCGUGUGGAGGGAAAACAUAGCUCAAAGGUAUUUUCUUCUGACCUCAAGCUGCCGAUUCCGUCCGACAAACACGAGAAGAGACAGAUUUCCAUUUGUGCGGCCAUCAGCCUGAGUCGCUGUGUGACAGGAAACAAAGACUUGGCUCAUUUCAGCGGGGCCAAGAACUCUGAGAGGCGGAUUCAAGCCUUGUCCAUAUCGAGCAACUCCGGUUUGGAAUCGUCCUUCACAAAAAAACGACGUGAGAGAAAUUGCCGCCACGGGGAAGAGGAUGAAAAUACAGAUCCAACCAGUCAUGAAUUAACUAAGGAAACAACUGAGUUGAGACCUGGAAAGGAGAAACAAUCUGGACUGGAUCUUCUGAACCCAGUUUUGGCAAAGUCUGGUGCAACUGAUCAAGAUGCAAGUUCGUUUGGAAAAGUGGAGCCUAAUGUGGAGUUUGAGAGUCAACUGGGAAACCAGAACCAGAAAGGUUCAACUGUUUCCUCGCCGACCGAGGGAAGUUCCCAGAUAAUAAGUUGCGAAGGUGAGGAGAGACGAGAGGGUUUAAGGAACCGGCAGAUUCCAAGUCUGCCUUCAGAGAAUUCAACAUCAACCGCAGGAAUUGUCAAUUGCUCACAAGCCAAUGAUGAACGUCCAAAGGCGUCGGAAAGAAAAGUGGAAACUGAGGAUAAACCUUCAAGGAUUUCAUGCCUCGAAAAUGCAAAUGUCGAAACAUCAAACGGGAAAAGUAUCCCUCGAAGUGCGAUCGAGGUUGAGUCGGAAAAUCCAGACGAACUCCUCAGUAAAUCUGUUAUUGAACUGACAAGCACAUCGCCUCAGAGUGAUAAAGGUAUCGAGGUGAUAACAGAGAGCAAAAGCAAACCUUUUGGGAACCUAAGCUCAAAUGACAAAGAAACCCAAACGUCAGCUUGGAAACGCAGGCACCAAGGGGACGUCACGGUCCGUCCAGAAAUACCUAGGAAAGACGUGGAAGAUGGAACGUGCGACGGUGACGAUGGCAGAGCAUUGUCCCACACGGAGCAGGAGAAAACUGAACAUGGAGUCAGAUUGGAAGACGGGAACAGGUUUUUGGAAAAAUCUACUCCCAACAGAUCAAAUGGGAACUUGCCGUCAAUUGGAAAGGCGGAGGCUGAACGUCCGAUUGUAUUUGCUUUGGACGAUGGGAGUGAACCGGGAGCUUGUUCCGUUUUGAGUAGCGGGAAUGACAACACUUCAAGCAGGAUAGAUGAGCGCGAAACAGAGGAAAACAGUGACCUACACAAUGAGACUUUACCUAUUGGCACUUAUGGCUCAACCUGUGAAAGAUUAAGCCAUUGUCUGAGAAGAAUAAGGGUAAUGGAAUGGCCGGUGCCAAUUAUUUAUUGGGCAACGCAGUUUCCACCGAGGCAGGGGACAUCAAAGAUGAAAGUGAGAUGCAGGCUGGGUUGAGUGAUGAGGA
Callorhinchus milii (elephant shark) is the source of this 4449-nucleotide messenger RNA. RefSeq lists its product as uncharacterized. The transcript has a single exon. NCBI's taxonomy places the organism in Eukaryota, Metazoa, Chordata, Chondrichthyes, Chimaeriformes, Callorhinchidae. The coding region runs from base 63 to 4439 and encodes 1458 amino acids. The record is from RefSeq and is a predicted model, not a curated record.